AUGGGGAAACUGCAGAGUAAAAUCAGCUUCCACAGCACCAAAUACAGGGCCAACAGCUCGGUGGAGGAGACGGGACCUGUUGGAGCCAUGGAGCAGCGUGUCCCCGUGCACACCGACACUGUCACUUCCGUGGCUGCUCUCAAACCAGACCUGUGUGUGUCAGGAGGAGGGGAUAAGAGCGUGGCUGUUUGCAGCUGGAGAUCCGGGGCCGUGCUGCAGAGGUUCAUCGGGCACGAGCGCGAGGUCACCAAGGUCACCUCUGCUCUUGACUCAACCAGAGUCUUCAGCGCAUCCCGGGACAAGACGGUGAUGAUGUGGGAGCUUCAUGGGACUUCAGGGCCAAGCCAGCGCUUCUCAGGACACGACCUGGUUGUUACUGGACUGGCUGUGAGCCCAGAUGCCUCCUGGCUGUGCACGGGUUCACGAGACAACACUGUGUGCAAGUGGGACAUAGAGACCGGAGAGUGUCUGGGCAAAGCCACUAUCUCCAGGAAUCUGGUCACACAUCUCUGCUGGGUUCCUGGGGAGCCUUACGUCAUCCAGACCUCAGAGGAUAAAACCAUCAG
This is a messenger RNA of Antrostomus carolinensis (chuck-will's-widow), 566 nucleotides long. Its product is annotated as WD repeat-containing protein 31. Lineage: Eukaryota; Metazoa; Chordata; Aves; Caprimulgiformes; Caprimulgidae. The annotation marks the transcript as partial. The record is from RefSeq and is a predicted model, not a curated record. Gene Ontology annotation, molecular function: protein binding. The transcript has 6 exons.